Ilex paraguariensis (yerba mate) is the source of this 1341-nucleotide messenger RNA. Lineage: Eukaryota; Viridiplantae; Streptophyta; Magnoliopsida; Aquifoliales; Aquifoliaceae. The record is from the annotation of a GenBank genome assembly.
CCACUCUGUAUUUUACGCGACACGAUGCAGGCAGACAGGCUGAGAUGCCCACUACAACGUUGUCCGCCGGCGAUGCACAAUACAACGUUGAUGCUCACUCUCAACGUAAGAUCUGUACUCUCACCUUGUCGUUUCCACAAUCUUCAGCGCUAUCCAAUAACUCCCUUCCUCUCAUUCUGCUCCUCUCUCGCUUCUAUCACUCAUCUCUGUCCCCAUCAUCAUUCCCAGAGCCAUACAUCGCCUCCAAGUCCAGAAAUACCAAACCCCAUCCUUCUCAAUUACCUAAUCGACUCAUUAGGAUUCCCAAAACCCCGAGCUUUCUUAAUUUCGAAUCGCUUUUCAUGGAUCAAAACCUCUGAAAAACCCCAAUCUGUUGUCGAAUUCUUGAAAGAUGUUGGAUUAUCCAAUACCCACAUUCGAUCUUCAGUUCAUGUCACUCCUCAAAUCCUGGUCUCCGAUAUCGAGAAGACCCUUAAACCAAAGGUGGAGUUUUUCCUAGAACUGGGUAUUUCUGGUUCUGAAUUUGGUAAGUUCAUUUCCAAGAAUUCCUCAAUUUUAACUAGUAGUUUGGAUAAAAAGUUGAAGCCUUGUAUUGUAAUUCUCAAGAAAAUUCUUGUAAAUGGUGAUAGAAAUAAAGAUUUGAUCCGGGUGUUGUGGCGGGGCUGUUGGCUUACUGCCAAAGACCCUCAAACAAGAUUGUUGUCCAAUGUUUUAUAUUUAGAGAGUUGUGGGAUAGCUGGGUCUCAGCUCUCAAUGCUAUUGAAAAGGCAACCUCGACUCUUCAUUAUGCGCCACUGUGAUCUUAAAAACCUUGUUUCUAAGGUUUUAGACAUGGGUUUUGUGUUGGAAUCCAGAAUGUUGGUUCAUGGCCUAUAUACUGUCAGCUGUAUGAGUAGUGACAGAUUUAUGAAGAAAUUGCAUUUGUUUCAAAGUUUUGGGUUCUCAGAGAUUGAAUGUAUGGACAUGUUCAGGAGGACACCGGGGUUGCUUAGAACGUCCGAGGAGAAGCUAAAACUUGGAAUUCAGUUUUUCAUGAAUAACAUGAAGUUUGAUAAGACAGUGUUAGUUCGUAAUCCAACAUGUUUAAUGCACAGCAUGAAGGAAAGAGUGAUCCCUCGGUACAGAGUUUUGCAGAUUAUUGCCUCAAAUAGGCUGUUGAAGAAACAGCCUAGUUUUAUUACUCUACUGAUGUUACCAGAGGUGGAGUUCUUGGAGAAGUUUAUAUCAAGGUUUAUAGAUGAUGCUGAGCAGUUGUUGAUGGCUUAUAAUGGCCAUGUUUUGGAUUUUUGUGAAUAAUAAUAAUAUAAAUGCCAUAUUUAUCUUAUUCUUUUGAUAUGAGCU